This is a messenger RNA of Silurus meridionalis, 972 nucleotides long. RefSeq names its product odorant receptor 131-2-like. Bases 1 to 972 code for a protein of 323 amino acids. Gene Ontology annotation, biological process: G protein-coupled receptor signaling pathway. The record is from RefSeq and is a predicted model, not a curated record. Gene Ontology annotation, cellular component: membrane. The transcript has a single exon. NCBI's taxonomy places the organism in Eukaryota, Metazoa, Chordata, Actinopteri, Siluriformes, Siluridae. Gene Ontology annotation, molecular function: G protein-coupled receptor activity.
AUGGCGACAAUCAACAUCACAGACUCCAAGCUGUCGUUCACCUAUGAACAGGUCUACAGAGUGGACUUUGAUGCUACCACUUUGUCUAAAAUUGUGGCAGCAGUUCUAAUGUCUCUGUUUUUUGUUUACAUAAACUGCAUCAUGCUUUUUGCUUUAUGGAGCAAGUCAAUAUUUCAUGAAACCCCCCGGUACAUUCUCUUUGCCCAUAUGCUUCUCAAUGAUUCAAUUCUUCUUCUGAUCACAACUAUAAUGUAUGCCAUGUCUCUUGCCAUUGCCAAUGUAGCCCGAGUUAUUUGCUCACUGUUAGUGUUGAUCUCCUCUUGCACGUUCCAGAAUGCACCUUUGACACUGGCUCUGAUGUCUCUAGAGCGCUAUGUGGCUAUUUGCUACCCUCUGAGGCACUGCACUAUUGCUACACAGAAAAGCACAGGGAUUGCUUUAGGAAUUAUUUGGUUCAUCAGCUCAGUGAAUAUUGUAUCAGACAUCAUGUAUGACUUAGUCACUGAUCCAAGCCAGUUACUUAGGAUCACAUUUUGCACGAGAGAGAAACUUUUUGUGGCCAAAUGGCAGGCCGAUAAGACUCAAGGAUUUGAUAUUCUCUUUUUUGUGUCAGUCAGUGUGGUCAUCCUUUUCACUUAUGUCGCCAUUAUGAUAACAGCCAAGUCUCUUUCCUCUAAUAAAGAAUCUGCUACAAAAGCCCACAAGACUGUGCUGCUGCAUCUCAUUCAGUUAGGCCUGUGCCUCACCUCUUUUCUGUAUGCCACCAUAGAACGAACACUUUAUAUGAUGACUGGAAACAGUAGCUCACUUUUCAUACACUUACGCUAUCUAAACUUUCUCAUUGUCUUGAUUCUCCCACGGUGCCUGAGCCCGCUCAUCUAUGGUCUCAGAGAUGACGCAGUGCGGCCCUUAUUCAAAUAUUAUUUUUGUUAUCGAAGUCACAAAGUAAUGCCUGUAGUCAAUGUUGUUUGA